UCGUUAUCCUUUAAAAUCGUUUUUCGGUCAAGGUCGUCUUUCUGGCUGAGGCUGGUCACAGUCUGGUGUGUGUAGACGAUGGCCGAGGCGGAAAAGUCUUCCUGGCCAAACAACCGAGAUGCUUACGAGCUGAAAGACGUCAUAGGUGCGGGAGCUACAGCUGUUGUACAGGCUGCUGUAUGUAAACCGAGAAAUGAGAAAGUUGCCAUUAAAAGAAUAAACCUGGAAAAAUGCAACACCACCGUAGAAGAGCUCUUGAAAGAGAUUCAGGCGAUGAGUCAAUGUAAACAUGAGAACGUGGUGGGCUAUUACACAUCAUUUGUGGUUAAGGAGGAGCUCUGGGUGGUUAUGAAGUUAUGUGGAGGAGGUUCAAUGCUUGAUAUCAUUAAAAGCAGAAUGAAAGCGGGGAUCUGUAAGAAUGGGGUAAUGGACGAGGCGUCUAUUGCUACGGUCCUAAAAGAGGUGUUAAAGGGUCUGGAAUACUUCCACAAUAAUGGACAGAUACAUCGAGACAUCAAGGCGGGGAAUGUUCUCCUGGGAGACGAUGGGGCUGUGUAUAUAGCAGAUUUUGGUGUUAGUGCAUGGCUGGCCACUGGUAAAGAUAUCACCAGGGACAGUGUCCGACACACCUUUGUGGGAACCCCAUGUUGGAUGGCACCAGAGGUCAUGGAACAGGUGACAGGAUAUGACUUUAAGGCCGACAUCUGGAGUUUGGGAAUAACGGCCAUUGAACUGGCCACUGGUACUGCUCCGUACCAUAAAUAUCCACCAAUGAAAGUCCUGAUGUUGACCCUACAAAACGAACCCCCGAAUCUGGACACCAGCGCAGAAGACAAAGAACAGUACAAGGGUUACUCCAAAAUAUUCCGUAAAAUGAUAGCUGAGUGUCUGCGAAAGGAACCAGAAAAGAGGCCAACUGCAAAGCAGCUUCUGAAACAUGAAUUCUUUAAGAAAGCCAAGGACAAGCAGUACCUGGUUAAGUCUCUGUUGUCGGAUGGUGUGGCGGUCAAACCCCAGAAGGUGAAGCGGGUCCCCGGGUCCAGCGGUAAACUUCACAAAAAUGAGGAGGGGGAGUGGGAGUGGUCCGACGACGAGAUGGACCCUGAGGACCAGACACAGGACACCCUAGUCGGCACCCCCACACAAGUAACCAUCUUAUUAUACCCCACGCACCCCCACACAAGUAACCAUCUUAUUAUACCCAACGCACCCCACACAAGUAACCAUCUUAUUAUACGUCACGCACCCCCACACAAGUAG
Messenger RNA from Saccostrea cuccullata (small rock oyster), 1260 nucleotides. RefSeq names its product STE20/SPS1-related proline-alanine-rich protein kinase-like. The transcript has 8 exons. The record is from RefSeq and is a predicted model, not a curated record. Gene Ontology annotation, molecular function: protein serine/threonine kinase activity; ATP binding. NCBI's taxonomy places the organism in Eukaryota, Metazoa, Mollusca, Bivalvia, Ostreida, Ostreidae. Gene Ontology annotation, cellular component: cytoplasm. Gene Ontology annotation, biological process: protein phosphorylation. The coding region runs from base 79 to 1260 and encodes 393 amino acids.